This is a messenger RNA of Sphenostylis stenocarpa, 1515 nucleotides long. The record is from the annotation of a GenBank genome assembly. NCBI's taxonomy places the organism in Eukaryota, Viridiplantae, Streptophyta, Magnoliopsida, Fabales, Fabaceae.
AUGGAGGUUCAAACUCACACCCACACUCUCUCCACCUUCGAUGUCAACCCCAACCCCAACGCUUCAUUCCCUUACGACAUUCAUCAUCCUCAAUUUCUGAGCUCCGACUACCCGACCCCGACAUUCCCCCUCUCCCCGCAAGAGCCGCCACAACCACGCCCCACCCUUGAGUUAUCGGAGCCUCACGCGCCGGGACGCGCGUGCCCUCAGACUACUGCUGCCCUCCAGGUGCAAAAGGUCUACCGGAGUUACCGCACACGGCGGAGGUUGGCUGAUUCCGCCGUCGUCGCUGAGGAGCUCUGGUGGCAAGUGAUUGAUUUCGCAAGGCUAAACCACAGUACCAUUUCGUUCUUCAAUUUGCCUGAGACUGCCGCAUCACGGUGGAGUAGGGUCAAACUCAACGCUUCCAAGGUGGGAAAGGGUUUGUCCCUGGACGCCAAAGCACAAAAAUUGGCUUUUCAACAUUGGAUUGAAGCUAUUGAUCCACGCCACCGCUAUGGGCAUAACUUGCAUUAUUACUAUGAAGACUGGUGCAAAACGGAUUCUGGCCAGCCAUUCUUUUAUUGGUUGGAUCUGGGAAAUGGAAAAAAUAUUGAUCUUAAACAUUGCCCCAGAUCGAAGUUCCGAAAACAAUGCAUAAAGUAUCUAGGACCUCAAGAGAGAGAGCAUUAUGAAUACAUUGUCUGCGAGGGAAAAAUUAUCCACAAGCAAUCUGGAGAUUUUCUGCACACAAAAGAAGAUUCUGAGGAUGCCAAGUGGAUAUUCGUAAUGAGCACCUCUAAGAAACUUUAUGCUGGCAAGAAAAAGAAGGGGUUAUUCCACCAUUCUUCUUUUCUGGCUGGUGGAGCUACCUUGGCUGCUGGAAGGCUGGAGGCUGAGCAUGGUGUUCUUAAGUCCAUCUCUGCAUAUAGUGGACACUAUCGCCCAACCGAUGAGGCACUCAACUCCUUCAUAUCAUAUCUCAAGGAAAAUGGAGUCAAGAUUGAUGAAGUUGAGAUUCGCAAUCCAAAAGAUGAUAGUGAUACUUACGAGGAUGGAAAGGUUAGUGAAAUAGCCACAGCACCUGAAGAUUCUAGCAAUGGUAAUAUACCAGAGCCUGGACUUUCUGAGGAAGCUGAGAACACCUCAUCUUCAAACAAUGUAGACCCUCAACCUGCAUCUGUUGCUAGUUAUAAACGGACACUCUCUGGUGGUCUUCAGAGUCCAAGGGCUGAGGUGCCCAAGAAUUCAAUAUUGCACAGAAUCAAUUCCAAGAAGGCAAAAUCUUACCAAUUGGGGCAUCAACUUUCACGUAGAUGGUCAACUGGGGCUGGACCUAGAAUUGGGUGUGUUGCUGACUACCCUGUAGAACUUAGACUACAGGCCUUGGAGAUGCUUAACCUUUCUCCAAAAUUUCCUCCUUCACCUUCCUCAUACAGGUUAGUGGGUGGUCUUGUGUCACCCACAGCUUGUCCAACACCCAACUGCACUAGAACUGAAACUGAUGAGAAUUCUCCUCAUUCAACUCCUGAAUGA